Ilex paraguariensis (yerba mate) is the source of this 672-nucleotide messenger RNA. The record is from the annotation of a GenBank genome assembly. Lineage: Eukaryota; Viridiplantae; Streptophyta; Magnoliopsida; Aquifoliales; Aquifoliaceae.
AUGCCUUAUGAAACAAGAUUCGGGCCUUUAAAGAAUGCGAUUGAUUGGGCAUCUAGACCACCAAAUGUGUGGGCUGACAAAGCUGCUGCUAUAGUGAGUGCGGGAGGAGGUUUUGGUGGGGGACGAUCACAGUAUCAUCUCCGCCAGAUCGGAAUUUACCUUGACAUUCAUUUUAUCAAUAAGCCUGAAUUUUUCCUGAAUGCAUUCCAACCUCCUGUGAAGUUUGAUAGUGAUGGCAACUUGACCGAUGCUGAUACUAAGGAGAGGUUGAAAGAAGUUCUUUUAGCUUUGCAGGCAUUCACAUUGCGACUCCAAGGUAAGAGCUGAACAGUUUGUGUGGCUCAGGCUCCUCCAUGUGAACUAUAUUCAUGCCUGCAUCUAUUAUGCCUUGGACAUGAAAUUGUUGUGCAAUCUAGAGAACACUCUUUUUGUAUUCUUUCAGUUGGAACUUUUAAUUUCCUGCUUACUUCUUCUUCUGUGUCGUGUGCUGACACAUUGAUUGUAUCUGUAUAGCUAUGGUGGGAUAGGUGCUCUUUCUUCUGUUUGUUUGGCAGAUUGUGCAGGUUAAAACGUGGACACAUUAGUACAUAUAAAAUUUCUAGGCUUAAAUUUUCUACACUAUAUGAACCAGUAUUUGUCAAGGCUAGAUCUGGAUCCAGUAGGACAAUGCAG